GCGGGCCGCCCGCCGGCCGCGUCAUUCGAAAAUCGCUUGGCGGGCCGGGCAUCCUAUUCGUCCUGCUCUUCUUCCUCCUCUUCCUCUUCCCCCGGAGGUCCGCACGGGGCUGUUCCGGGCGCGGCGCGGCUUUUCGGGACAAGUGCGAGCCUUGGCCGGUGAGGGCUUGCGGAAGGGAAAUACGGGUUCUGGCUCUGCUCGGUGUCGCUCUCUUCAGCGAUGGCUGCGUGGGAGGCCGCCGAAAUGUCCUUCAAUCUGAGCGACGUGAGAGAGCGGAUGCGGGAGAAGAAAAAGGGUUCCUUAAGGACUGCGAAGUUGAAUGCCUCGCUUGCAUCAAAAAUCAAGACGAAGAUCAUCAACAACUCCUCCACUAUGAAAGUCUCCCUAAAGCAGAACAAUAAAGCAUUGGCUCUAGCCCUCAAUGCAGAGAAAGCCAAUGCACAGCGGCUCACCCAGGAGAAGACCGUCUUACAGAAGGAGGUGAAGCAGUGCCACUUCCAGAACGCCGUGCUGCGGCACCGGCUCUCCUUCCUGAAUGAUAUGUUGAAAAAGAUGGACAAUCUUUUGGCUGCAGUUAAGAUGGCCGAGCUGUCUGAGUUCCAUACAAAUUCUCCAUCCUUGUCCAGGGGCCAGACAAGCAGCAUGACUGAAGAUAGCUGGGCUGAUGAUAUUGCAGAUGGUCAGCUUCUGAGGCUUACACGGAUGCCAAUGAGAGUGCCCAUUUCCAAGCUACGUGAUGCAGAGCAGCAAGCUAGCAGCUCCACAACAGUACAAACAUCCUCAGGAGAACUUCAGAGACCUGCUUCUAAUGAGCCCCCAAAAAUUGUGCCUGUUGCCUCCAAAGAUACCUUGCCACCACAGCAUGAUGAGAAGCUUCAGUUCCACCAAGAGGAGAAUGGCAAGAAGGUGACUGAAGCAACAGCAACAGAGGAGGCUUUUCAUGACUCUCGCAUCUUUGGAGCAGAGGUCUUGUGCAGCACUGAACAAAAUCCCAACAAUUUGCCAGCACUUCCAUGGGAAAGUCAUACUCUUUCAUAUGAGGCUGAUGAGAUGGUGAAGCAUUUCUUUGAUCGUUUUUCACAAGGGCACGUUACUCUGAGGAGAAAACGUUCCACCCUGUUUGCUACAAGCACUCCAUCUUCUGCUCUGGAUGUCUUACCACAUGGCAGUUCUAUUCAGGCAGCUCGGGGUAGUACUGCACAGGACAACAGCAGCUCCAGCAAGAACACCAUACAGCAACAUCUGAGAUCUCCCAGCCCCCUGGCUUCACCUGCUCAAACUGCUGCUAUUUCUCAUAGAAACUCUGUGAGUAAAGAGACCUUUUGUGAGCAACCACAGACAAAAGAAAUGGGAUGUGGUGUUGAAACGGACCCCAGCUAUAGCCAAGUCCCUGAGUUUGUUCCUGUAAAGGUUAAAAGCAAAGGUAACUGUAAAACUGGAGAGAAAAAGACUGUUAAGAAAGCAAGAACAGAAAAAAAGAAAACAACUGCAAUUAAAAACAAUGCAGAAAGUAGUCCUGAUAGAUCUCAAGAUGAAGAGUGUGCUCAAAAUACAAAAAUCCUUCUUCAGCCAGAAGUUGCAACAUGUUCUGGUGAAACUGAAAUCUGUGAGAUGAGGCAGAAGACAUGUGAGGCUUUUGACAGGAAGAAUAAAGGUGGUGGUGUGGACCACCAUUCCCACUCUCCUGAUGGAGUCCAAAACUUUGGAAGUACAUAUGAGGUGAAUCCAGCACAGCUGCAGAGUCUUGAAAGUGUUGACUUAAUGCAACAGGUUAAGAAGGGACCUAUGUUUGAGAUGCCAAGUAUGGAGAGCUUGCUAAAAACCCCAGUUCAUACCUUCUCAAGUCAUGAAAUUCCCUCAGGUGAUUCCAGUCUACAAAAUUCUACAAAAUUCUCAAGUGUGAGCAGAAAGAGCAUCAGACAGAAAAUCAACCGAAAAACUAGAGUAAUUGGGCAAAGAGAUGAUUCUGAUGAGGAAUAUCUACCAAAAAGUGUGAUAAUACCAGAGGCCAAAGGUGAAGAACAGCCUAAAAAAAGCCAAAGAAGCAGGAAGAAUACUGUCAGAGAAAGCAAUUGUGAUCAGAGAAAUGACGUUAAUGUUUUUAGGCCCUGGAUAGACGUUCAAGGGGCAGCUAAUGAGAGCACAAAGGAUUUGCCAGGUAAUCUUAAACAGCGCAGGGAAACGUAUAUUGUCCAUCCUUUGGAUCUUGCAGGAAACUUGGGUUGUUCCCAGACAGAAUUUGAAGGGAGUGAAAAUGUUCCUCCCAGGUCUGUUCCUGGGAGCAAAGCAAGCAAAAUCCCCAGAGCUGCUAAGAGCAAUCGAAAGAGCAAUAAAAAACAGACAGGGGACCUUCAAAAAAAAGGGCAAAGUGAAGUUGACAACAACAUGAAUGCUUUGAAACAAGAAGCCUCCUGCAAACGUAGGCCUCAGAGCAAGAGCAGCAGCUCUCAACCUUCAGAGACUGAUUCGCUGGCUGGAAAAAGUGAUGGUGCCAAGGUUCUCAUUGGAAUUUCCACAGAACUUGCAUCCAAGCAAACUGGACUGAUGGGGAAGUUUUCCUGCAUUACACAUCUGCUGUCUGAGCCAGAUGCUUUCCUGGACGAGCAGCUACCAGACGUAUCACUUGCAGAUAGUCUUACUGACCUUUCACACAGUCUUGAAUCCUCCCAUGUGAGUGGUUCUGCAGUUCUGCCUGUCAGCUCCAGACUUACAGAAGCUCCAGUUUCCAAGAGCUUAAGUACUGAGGACAAGAAAAUGACAGCAAAAUCCCAUGCUUCGUUGAAAAACUCCCAGAUAUUUAAAGAAAAGACUGAAGAGGACAUACCUGGGGAAAAGAACCAAGUCCAGUCAAGUUCUUGCAGCUCAUCUUCACAGAAACCUGGUAUCAGGCCACUACAAGACUUGAACAAUAUCAGCAUUCUGUCUCCCUCUGGCUCAGAGGAAGCAUCAGGGCGCUCAUCCAGGCGGAAACUGAAGCCAACCUGCUACAAAGAGCCAUCAAUCAAUAGGAAACUGAGGCAGGGUGAUCCAUUUACAGACACCAAGUUCCUCCACUCUCCUCUCUACAAAAAAAAAAAGAAGCCUGUCAAGACCAAGGAAAUGACCAAGAAGAGGAAAGAGGACAAAGAAUGGCUUCCUGAAGGAUGUCUCAGUGCCAAGGCAGGCAAGUUCGUAACAACAGAAAGUAGUCAGGAUUAGAAUAGUGGUUGAAAGGCAGCCCCCAAGCUCCUAGAAACUUGUGCAUUUAGCUGCAAGGCUCCAACUUUGAACACAGAGGCACGAGCAAAGAUGGAGGUGGCUGACCAGGCAGCUGAACUGUUCCAACUAAGGCAACCCAAGGACCAAUUUGACAAAUCGAGCCUUGUAAUGUGGAUUUCUUCUGUUUUCAAAUCUUUGGGACUCAUGAGGUGGGGAAAAUUGAUGGAUGUCUGUUUUAAUGAUGGGCAUGGCCCUUACAUGCUGUAUGAAUAGCCCCUAGUUAUCUUUUGCUUCCUUCCUGUUCUCUCCCUGUCUGCCAUGUAAAGCUCCCUGCAGCAGAAGAUGAGCCCAACCAAGAUUAAGGAAUAUUUGAAACAUGGUGUGUAGAACCUAAGCAUGUCUUGUCUCAAACAUUCUGAUUAUUGCUACAGAAAAGGUGAUCAGAGGAGAGGGUCCCGUGGGACAGAGCUUUUUAUAAACAUCUCCCCUUUUCCUAUGAUUCCUUGCCCUUGUUAUAAAGUACUGCCUUCAGCCUUCGCUACCUUGAAGUACUGGAAGGUGUGAUAAGGUCUCCCUAGCACCUUGUUUUCCAGACUGAACAACCUCAGCUUUCUCAGCCUGUCUUCAUGGGAGAGGUAUUUCAGCCCUCUGAUCAUCUUUGUGUCCUCCCUCUGGCUUUGCUCCAGCAGGUCCAUAUAUCCCUUUUAAGCUGGGAAUCACAGAGCUGGACAACAGUACUGCAGAUGGGGUCAGUUGUGUUUCAGGAAAUCCUGUACUCUUCCAUUGCAGGCUGAGUUCAAGCACUUCUAGGGUCUACUGGUGUAACUUUGAAGGUUAUUGAUUCUAAAUGUUUGAGAGAGUGGUGGGGAAAAGAAAGGAUCAAACUGGUAGUGAAAAGGAAGGAAAUGUGCCUGUUUGGAAGCAAAGUGUUUCCUCUGUGGCAGAGCAGGGAGAGGGCUGCUCUUUUUUUCUGACCAUACUUACUGCUUCUUCUCCUCAGCAACAUCCAUCAGUUCAUGAGGAUAGGCUGGGUCUUGUUGUACUCUGUACUCAGAGGACUACAGAAGAUGUAAAGUUCAUUAGUAGAGGGAGAAUAGUGUCAUCUGCAGUCAGGUAAAUGCUACUACAUAGCUUACAUUUAAGCUGUACCGUUAAGUCAUUAAAACUAGGAAACAAAAGCCUAAGAUUCAAAAAUGCCCUCUUACCUAAUUAUUUAUUUGUUUUCUGGAAGUUACCAAGCUUUCUCUGGUACUCUGGAAGCCAGGUAGGAGCUUGUAAAUAACGGGGAAUUUGUUAUUGGUGCUGUUGUAUUGGAACAUGCCUGUGUUAACCCACUGAUGUCAGAAGCCAGGCAGGAAUGCAGAUCUCCAGCUGUUCCCAGUAAUAGUUUUCAUUGCCUCUAUGGGUCAGAAAUGCAGUUUUUCCAGCUGCACUUAUGUGCUUGUGCUAAUAACAGUAGCUUGUAUUCAUUCAUGUUGAAGGUACGGAGACAGCUGCUAGCAGUUACAGAGCUGUGCUUCAAACACAUGGUAAUAGUCUAACAUUGGUAUCUCUAGCCUAAUCACCACCUCUAGCAGUCAGCUGGAGGGGGAAGAGUUUGUUUAUGUGUAACCAGUUUCUGUUUUGCUGAGUGAUGAUGUAUUAGUUUGUAUUACUCCCCAAAUAAAAUUUCAAUGCAAGUGGUA
Catharus ustulatus (Swainson's thrush) is the source of this 4883-nucleotide messenger RNA. Its product is annotated as shugoshin 2-like. NCBI's taxonomy places the organism in Eukaryota, Metazoa, Chordata, Aves, Passeriformes, Turdidae. Gene Ontology annotation, biological process: meiotic chromosome segregation. The record is from RefSeq and is a predicted model, not a curated record. Gene Ontology annotation, cellular component: nucleus; chromosome, centromeric region. Bases 220 to 3198 code for a protein of 992 amino acids. The transcript has 8 exons.